Messenger RNA from Rhinocladiella mackenziei CBS 650.93, 525 nucleotides. RefSeq lists its product as uncharacterized. The transcript has a single exon. Gene Ontology annotation, molecular function: acyltransferase activity, transferring groups other than amino-acyl groups. The record is from RefSeq and is a predicted model, not a curated record. Lineage: Eukaryota; Fungi; Ascomycota; Eurotiomycetes; Chaetothyriales; Herpotrichiellaceae. The coding region runs from base 1 to 525 and encodes 174 amino acids.
AUGGGGGACACUCCCAGCAAUUCCGUUCCCAGCAAGGACUCAAAGCUCACAUUUCGCCAAGUCAACGAGGACAACUGGCGCGCGGUAGCGAAACUGAGUCUUAAAGACGGCCAGACCGGCAACCUCCUCCCCAACGUAUGGUCCCUCUGCGAAGCGCACUAUGACGAAGACGCAUGGGUACGAGCCAUCUACGCCGACGAAACGCUUGUCGGCAUGCUCAUGAUGGCGAUAUGGGAUCCCGGUGAGGCCUACUACAUCUGGCGAUUCAUGAUCGAUGCCCGGUAUCAGAAUCUCGGGUAUGGCCGACGGGGCGUAGAAUUUGCGAUUGCGCAUAUACGACAGCAUAACCCUCGAGCAAAGCUGUUGAGGGUCAUGUCAACACCGCCCGAGGGAAAGAAGAGUGAGAAUCCAUUGGAGAAUGUGCGGCCUGAGGAUUCGCCAUAUAGGUUUUAUCAGAAACUUGGAUUCAAGGAGAUCGCGCCGCCGGAUGAAGAUGGAGAGAUCAUGAUGGCCAUAGACUUGUAG